ACAAAUUCGACUUCCUCCAUCCUCAGAGGCACUCCUACUCAAGACUCUCUGAUUCAAAAUCUAGAAAGAUACUCUUUCCGCCAAUACCUCGUUUGAACACUUGUCUUCUAUUUUCUUCCUCAUGGAAUCAAUCAUUUACGCACUCCUCCAACUUAUUCCCAGCUUAUUAAAAGCUGAGCAUGUCGGACUUCUCGUGAAACUGUUCGCCAUUACUUCUGCUAGCCUCUCUCUAUUCUACUUCGUCAAGUCCUACUUUAUGACAACUGUUCGAAUAUCAGAAAGCGAUAUCCUUGCCCAGAGCCUGUUGAGCUACUGCGCGAAAACCCAUCACGCAAAGCACCGGAAAUCGUUAACAGCUGCCUCUGUUUGGCCGGAGGAGGAUGACAUAAAGAUACCUCUUACACAGUUUCGAAAUUUCAAACUGGAAGAACGGAAGGCCCCUCCUAAAUACGAACCAGAUUUUGGCUCUACCUGGAAAAUGGAGUAUGGGGUGAGCGUUCAGCGUGUUUCGCGUGAGCCAGAAAAAAAAGCUGGUGGUCUGGUCCUUCACUACUUCGGCAGAUCUCUGACGCCAAUAGAGAAUCUUCUGAAACUGGCCGCGAAAGAAGAUUUUGAACGUCAUCGCAACGACAACUUAGUUGUUUACCCAGAAUCCGAGGACAUGAUACGCCAAUGUUCUCCCGACGACGCAUGGGCCGUACCAAUCUAUCGUCGUGGAAGAUCUAUGGACACAGUCUGUAUGCGCCAGGGGCUAAAGGACCAAAUUCUGGGUGAUAUACAGAGCUUCACCAGCUACAAGAUGCAGGAACGUUAUUUUGCGUCAGGCAUUCCCUACCGCAGAGGCUACCUCUUUUACGGCUCUCGGGGAACUGGCAAGACGUCUCUCUACAAGGCUUUGGCAUUGAGAACUGGGCUGAGACUUUAUCUGGUGAAUGUAGCGGAGCUUGAGCUAACAGACAACUCUCUUCAGAAGCUCUUCGCUGGAAUACCUAGACGCUGUAUUGUUAUUCUGGAAGAGGUUGAUCCCACACAACUAAGACGCAGUAAUAACGUUAGUGGAAUUGCGAAGAAGAACGGGAUUUCGCUUUCUGGUCUAAAAAGCGCCAUCGAUGGACCUUUAACUCCCGAGGGGCAUCUUCUCAUUAUAACGACCAAUUUUUGCCCAAAGGACUUCCCCCAAGAGCUCAUCCGACCAGGGCGUGUCGACUUGGCAAUCGAAUUCAAGAAAGCCAGUGUUGAUGAGGCCAUUCAGCUCUUUAAGACUGCCUACUUACAGUCGCCUGAAGACGAGUUAAAGGAACAUAUAGCAAACUUUUCUAUACAGGCAUCACUUUUGAAGGAUUCUGAGUUUAGUCAUGCUGAAUUGCAAGGUUUUUUUUUGACGGCACGCACUCCACAGAAUGCAUCCAAAACAUUUCGCGAUUGGGUGGAGCAAGAGCGCAAGAAAGGGAAGAAUAAUGAGGUAGAAGAUGGGGAGCAGGUAGAUCGAGAGCAGGUCGAGGAGGGGCAGGCGGGUGAAGAAUAGGGUGGAGGAUAAACUCCGUUUGUGACUUGUUACGUUCCUCGUUCGUACUCGAACUUAUCAAAGGCUCUCUCCGUUUUGAUAGCAUAGGCCAUCGUUUUCGC
Messenger RNA from Hyaloscypha bicolor E, 1626 nucleotides. Its product is annotated as P-loop containing nucleoside triphosphate hydrolase protein. The annotation marks the transcript as partial. NCBI's taxonomy places the organism in Eukaryota, Fungi, Ascomycota, Leotiomycetes, Helotiales, Hyaloscyphaceae. The transcript has a single exon. Gene Ontology annotation, biological process: protein insertion into mitochondrial inner membrane from matrix; mitochondrial respiratory chain complex III assembly. The record is from RefSeq and is a predicted model, not a curated record. Gene Ontology annotation, molecular function: ATP hydrolysis activity; ATP binding. Gene Ontology annotation, cellular component: mitochondrial inner membrane.